Olea europaea var. sylvestris is the source of this 661-nucleotide messenger RNA. RefSeq names its product putative phytosulfokines 6. Gene Ontology annotation, molecular function: growth factor activity. Gene Ontology annotation, cellular component: extracellular region. Gene Ontology annotation, biological process: cell population proliferation. NCBI's taxonomy places the organism in Eukaryota, Viridiplantae, Streptophyta, Magnoliopsida, Lamiales, Oleaceae. The transcript is spliced from 3 exons. The record is from RefSeq and is a predicted model, not a curated record. Bases 134 to 421 code for a protein of 95 amino acids.
ACCAUAUGCUUCCUCCACUCCCAACACCCAACAAGAACUCUCUCUCUCUCUCUCUCUCUCUCUCUCUCUCACAGACCUAAACACAAACUCAUAGACUACAUAAGCCUCUUCAAGGUACAAGGUAAAUUGAAAUAUGAAGCAGAACUUCCUUCCAGUUUUGCUUCUCUUCCUCAUUGUUUCCCUUUUCAGCAACUCAUACUCAACUGCCCGCAAGUUGGCUAUCACAAAUAAACAGGGAGAAGCAGGUGUGAAUCUCAACAAGAUCAGCAACAGGGAUUUUUAUCUCCAGAAGGAGACCGUUAAUUCUUUUGAUAAGGUGACGGAGGCUGAGGAAUGUCCAAACAAAGAUGAAGAGUGCUUGAGAAGGGUUCUAUUAGAGGCUCACCUGGAUUACAUCUACACACAGCACCAUAAACCUUAGAUAUCCCAGAGAAAUAAACAAAUUAAGGGCCAGUUCAAGAACAGCUUUCACAAGUUUUUAGCUGCUUUAAAAUGUCUUUUAUUUAGCAUAUUAUUUUAGAAUUUAUUCCUAAAGUAUAUGUAUAAAAAUGGAGAUUCUCCCACCAUGUUCUAGUAGUUGCCUUUCGAUUCCUCCUUUACUCUUGAUCAGUCAUGAUCGGAGAUGCUAUUAUUAAUAUAUAGAAGAAUAUUUGUUAUUGUU